GAGCUGCAUGCCUCUUCUCUUGAAAACCGUCUUCUUGAUCAAAUUCGAAUAGUGUUUCCCAAAGCUAUCUUCCCAAUUUGGGUUGAACAGCACACUUGUAUUUAUAUCCAAAUUGUUACUCUAAGACCAGCUGCUCACUAUGGGAGAAUCGAACCUCGUACAGAGCUUUUCAUACGGCCAAAAAUACGCGAGCAUGAAGAGAGCUCCACCACAUUGCCUUCAACCAAAAGUGACGUUUCAUGGGACAGUGCUUCUAAAACCAAAUUGGAUAAAAGAGAAAAAAUGAAGGAACUGUGUGCCAAAGAAAGUAAUUUAAAUAUAGGUGGCCAAGAUCAUACGCCGAAU
This is a messenger RNA of Gekko japonicus, 345 nucleotides long. RefSeq names its product peroxisome biogenesis factor 1-like. Lineage: Eukaryota; Metazoa; Chordata; Lepidosauria; Squamata; Gekkonidae. The record is from RefSeq and is a predicted model, not a curated record. Gene Ontology annotation, cellular component: peroxisome. Gene Ontology annotation, molecular function: ATP binding. The annotation marks the transcript as partial. The transcript has 2 exons. Gene Ontology annotation, biological process: peroxisome organization.